AUGUCAGGUGUCAAUUCACAUGAUAGUGGGGAAGAAUCGUACUCAAUGUACCCGACGACUUCAUCGCCUCCAAUGCCCUCUCAGGGUAGUAUGCAUUUCCCAACGUACCAGCCUCCCGUUCCAAUUUAUGCGUACCCUCAGGUACCUUAUAUGUAUGCUGGUCAGACUCCUGGUUACCCUUUUAGUAUGAUGAAUCAAGGUCAAAUGAUGUACAAAGGUAGCGGUAGUGGAGGUAUGCCGCAAGGUUCUGGUGUGAACACGAAGAAGAAAUGGAAUAAUAAUGGGAAUGGUAGUCGGAGUAAUGGUGGGAUCUCCUCAACAAAGACACAUAAUUAUCAUCAUCAUCAGGGGAGUGCAACAUUUCACCCCAGCUCAUCCAUCUCUUCGCCAGUAGGUGGAUCUCCAGCAAGUAACCUGGUAAAUUUGUCUUCUCGUACUGACCAGUACAAGUUUGAUGUAUCCAAGUUAAGUGAUACAGCGACUUCGACAACCGAUUUGCUACUUUCCCCUUUUUUCAACACCACAGAGGAUGAAUACGUGGUGGCUAGUGGAAAGAGACAUGAACUCAGAGUGAAGAGUUUUCCAGGCUUGUAUCAGCAAAAUGAAGAGAUAAAAGAAGAAAGCAUCAAAGAUGAACCUAAGAAAGAACCAUUGAAGAGCCCCGCAGUGUCUAAAUCUUCUUCUCCUACGCCAGAGGUGACACCUUUGUUAACAGGAGCUUCUACUCCUUCCAAUACAACUCCAGCGCCACCAUUCACAGACUCUGAGACUCCGUCAGCAACAUUGAAGACUACUCCAAAAUCCUGGUCAGCCAUCGCAUCUGGAGGCAUCGCAAAGGGUAAAUCAUCCGUUAGUGGAUCUGCUAGAUCAGGAUCAUUAUCAAAUGUGAAUCAUACCAGCUCCGCACAGCCUCCUCAAAAAAAGGACAAGAAAUACAUCCCUCCAUCAACUAAAGGUAUUGAACCAUUGGGAUCUGUCGCCUUGAGAAUGUGUUACGAUCCUGACUUCAUCGAUUAUACUUUGAAGAACCCAGUUUUAGAGAAAUCUUUGUCCAUUAGAGAAGUCGCUCCAAGAGGGAUCAUAAACAGAGCUAACAUAUGUUUUAUGAGCUCUGUCAUGCAAGUUCUACUCUACUGUAAACCCUUUAUUAAUAUCCUGAAUGUUGUUGGUACCAGAAACCUGAACGCAAGAGCUGGCACCCCUGAAUGUACCCUGCUAGAUGCAUGUGUCAACUUCUACAAGCAAUUCGAUAAGGAGAGACUUGAAAGCGAGAGAAAACCUCAACUAAAGAGUAAACAGCAGCAAACAGUAAACAGUGUUGCAUCUAUCGCUGAUGCAAUCAAGCCAGACGAUUUUUACAGUGCUCUAUCGAAGAUUCCAAAAUUCAAGGAUUUAAAAUGGGGACAUCAAGAAGAUGCAGAAGAGUUUUUAACCCACUUGCUUGACCAAUUACAUGAGGAAUUUAUCUCUUUCAUCGAUUGUCUAACCGACAACGAGAUUUCCAACUUGCUACAAAGUAUCAAUGACGAAGAAUUGAAAAUAAUUCUUCAUCAGAAAUCUACAAAGAUACAAGAAUGCCGAAUUUAUAAAAAUCCGUCAGCUUCGUUGAAAGAAUUGAUCAUCAAGUAUGGAAGUAUCAAUGACGACGACAACGAAGAUGGUAACGGCUGGCAUGAAGUAAGUGGGACUAGCAAAAAGGGCAAGAAGAACAAGACAGCUGCUAAAAGAACAGUGGAAGUGGAGCCAUCACCAAUGUCCUGCCUAUUUGGUGGGCAGUUCCGUUCGGUCUUAGAUAUCCCUAACAACAAAGAAUCACAAUCAAUCACCCUCGAUCCUUUCCAAACCAUCCAGCUGGAUAUCUCCGAGAGAUCUGUCAAUGACCUGGAAACGGCCUUCAAGAAAUUCAGUGAAUAUGAACUUCUACCGUUUAAGUCAUCUUCGGGCAACGAUGUGGAAGCUAAGAAACAAACUUUCAUCGAUAAAUUACCUCAAGUGUUGUUGAUUCAGCUCAAGAGAUUUCAAUUUAUCAACAACACGGACAAAGAUAACAGCAUGAUCAACUACAACGCAUAUAACGGCCGCAUUGAGAAAAUUCGCAAAAAGAUCAAUUACGAACAUGAACUUAUGAUACCAAUAGAAUCCAUAUCAAGCACAAACGCGCUCAGAGAUGAGGACAGACAAUACAGUUUGUCAGGUGUAAUAUAUCACCACGGUUUGAGUUCCGAUGGCGGCCAUUAUACAGCUGAUGUUUACCACAAGGAGACAGACAAAUGGUAUAGGAUAGACGAUAUCAACAUUACAGAGGUACAGAAAGACAGUGUGUUGAAGGGAGGCGAAGAUGGUGUUGACUCAAGAACGGCAUAUAUAUUGAUGUACCAAAAGAAGUAA
Messenger RNA from Torulaspora delbrueckii, 2388 nucleotides. It is a transcript of the gene UBP3, whose product is annotated as mRNA-binding ubiquitin-specific protease UBP3. Gene Ontology annotation, biological process: protein deubiquitination. NCBI's taxonomy places the organism in Eukaryota, Fungi, Ascomycota, Saccharomycetes, Saccharomycetales, Saccharomycetaceae. Bases 1 to 2388 code for a protein of 795 amino acids. Gene Ontology annotation, cellular component: cytosol; nucleus. The transcript has a single exon. Gene Ontology annotation, molecular function: cysteine-type deubiquitinase activity; cysteine-type endopeptidase activity. The record is from RefSeq and is a predicted model, not a curated record.